AUCCUACAACGACCACUGUUCGCUCGUAGUACUUGAUGUCUUCGUUGAACAUUAAAAAGGAGGGAAUAUGGAUUGUACAUGACUCUCCCGAUUGUAAACAAAUAAAUAUCUGUAACUAUGUUAAAUCAAUUUGAACCAAGGGAAAUAACUCUGUUCCACCAACCUCUGACAGACGAUGUCUAUAUUUUGAAAUUGAUUCGACGAAAUGGCUUCAAGAGAGGAAUAUGAUGUGACUUCCAUGGAAAGUUUCCUGUCUGCAAAUGUGUCCACUGUUGUAUGUGACUUAGGCGUUAGUGAUGUACCAGAGAACAGGUGUCUACUAAAUAAUGGCUUUAUUGAUUGGAGCUACAUUUCUAAGAUUUUGCCUGCUUCAAAAGAAGAUCCAACCGAAUACUACAGAAACAGCAUACAGUGUUUAGCUCCUUGUUUUAAACAUCUUCAGAAUGAGCUUGGUCCAUUAACGCUGUCACAGUAUAAUGAAAGAUACUCGCCCUAUUUGAAAUGGACUGGGAACACCAAAUUAUUUCUGGAAAGUUUUGAACUACUUCAUGACACGUGUCCAGUAAACUCCUUGUUGUCAUUGUUACUGGUGACAGCUCAAUUGGAAAGAUCUCUGGGAGAUGUGUAUCUGCAGAAAGGGACAAAGUGUCCAGCAAAGUUGAAAGACCUGCUUCUUACCAAUGAGCUGAGAGAAGUCUUUGGUGAAGUUAUUAUAUCAGUGUUGCAGACUUGUAUUGGUCCUCCUGUAUCUUUGAACCUGAGGAAUAUUGCAUGGCAUGGAUUCUUCAGCCCAGCAGAGUUACCAAAACAAUAUGUCUACUUCCUGAUGGUCUUAGCUCCUAGUCUUGGCUACGUGAUGUCAUCUAUUGAUGUGGCCAUCACACACCGACAACCUGUUGAUUUCUCACACCAUAUCAAAUUACUAAGUCAUCUGCUACCAGGUAAUAAGUCCAAGAACAGUGAGGAUCUAUACUCUGAUAUAUUUAGAAAUACUUCUAUGAUCCCGACAUCACACCAGGUUGUAUGGAGUAAAUGCCUUCAUUUCUACCAACAACAAAGAUAUGGUUGGUUUGUUGUGCUACUUCUACCCCAGAUUGAAAGUGCACUUAGGUGCAUAUUCUGUUCUGCCAAUAACUGCAGCCACAGGAUGCUCACUGCUGAGUCAGAUGUCCUAUAUACUACCCUUAAUGAGAUUCUAUCGAAAUAUUUGUCUGAUGGAGAAGAAAAUAAUCUGAAACACAUUUUGGGCUCAACAUUGAUGGAUUUUCUUCAUGACUUAUUUGUCUAUCCUGAAGGACCUCGACUUCGAGACAGAGUCAGCCAUGGUGAAGUAGACUUGGAUAAUUUCUCAGGAGUACUAGCUUGGACAUUGCUACGACUUGCUCUUAAUCUUGCAUACAAAUUUCUACCAAAUGAUGCUAAUUUCCAGAAGCUACAGACAGAACUAAUUAAAGGUUUCUCGGUAUCAGACUAUGAAUCACAAUUCCAUCCAGUCAACAUAGCUAAAUGCAAGGUAGCAGAGACAUUUUCACUUACCUUCCAUGUGCAGGAAACAAAUGAAAUGCUGAACAAUUUGAUGGUGGAAUGUUUCAGAUUAAAUGCAGCAAAUGAAAUCCAAGCUACUCACCUUGAUGUUGAGUCACAACAGCAAACACCAUCAUCACUACCUUCACAACAACCACCAUCACCACUGUUCACUAUAAUGGCAAAAACAGUUGAAGUGGCUGAUAGUUUAAGGUUUCCCUGGCUCAACGACAGCUGUAAGUCAGAACUGAUCAGUUGUCUUCAGAAUUCAAGAAAUGGUCCAGUUAUCAAAGAACUCGUUUCUCAUUCUCUGAAUACAUUAUAUCUGGGACAGAAAAAACCUCAAAACACAAUGGCUUCAUCUGAAAGCAGCACAGUCACUAUUCAGACCAAUGAAGUUAUGUCAUUAUUACAACGGGUAUCCCAGCACGGUGUUGAAAUACUGCAACAAACAGAAGAGAACAUCAGACAGAAAAUGGAUUUACUGAAACAGAAGAAACUGAGGUCAAGGGCCCGGGUCACUUUGAAGACAAUGGUUUUAAGUGUACCGUGUUUAUGCCUUGCUUUCCGAACCAUCAUGCUACAUAUCAUAUCAGAGAUUUACACAAUUGAAACAUUCUUUGAAUUAACCUCACAAGAGAAAACCGCAGUUGUUAAAUGUUUAAAACUAACUUUGAAAUAUUUUGAAAACCAGAAAACUUUUACAAGUUUAGACAAGAACAGGUGGACAGAAAGCAUGGAUUCUACGUUGCUUUAUCUGGAAACAGUUUCGCCCAAAUGGCUACAAAUUCAUAGAAAUUCGGUUUCUUAUUCUGGACCAAAAUGAUAAUGUCAGAAUCAACAGAAUAGAGAAUGAGAAACAACCAAAACAAAUCUUCAAAGAAGUUGGAAUUUUUCUUUUUUUAUUUUAUUUUAGUAAAAGAGGCAUUUGAGAAGAAUCAAAAGACAGAAACCAGAAUUAUGUCUUGUG
This is a messenger RNA of Octopus sinensis (East Asian common octopus), 2494 nucleotides long. RefSeq names its product endoplasmic reticulum membrane-associated RNA degradation protein-like. The coding region runs from base 206 to 2350 and encodes 714 amino acids. The transcript has 20 exons. NCBI's taxonomy places the organism in Eukaryota, Metazoa, Mollusca, Cephalopoda, Octopoda, Octopodidae. The record is from RefSeq and is a predicted model, not a curated record.